This is a messenger RNA of Elephantulus edwardii (Cape elephant shrew), 3174 nucleotides long. It is a transcript of the gene UBA6, whose product is annotated as ubiquitin-like modifier activating enzyme 6. The transcript has 34 exons. Gene Ontology annotation, molecular function: SUMO activating enzyme activity. The record is from RefSeq and is a predicted model, not a curated record. Gene Ontology annotation, cellular component: SUMO activating enzyme complex; cytoplasm. Gene Ontology annotation, biological process: protein sumoylation. NCBI's taxonomy places the organism in Eukaryota, Metazoa, Chordata, Mammalia, Macroscelidea, Macroscelididae.
AUGGAACAGUCCAAGCCAGAGGCCUUGCCUGCGGGCGAAGCGGCAUCCUGCUCCUCCUGGGGUGCCGGCAGUUCAAAUACAGAUUUGCCCACCAUGUCAACAGAAUAUGUGGAGAUUGAUGAUGCAUUGUACAGUCGACAGAGGUACGUUCUUGGAGACACAGCAAUGCAGAAGAUGGCUAAGUCCCAUGUUUUCUUAAGUGGUAUGGGUGGUCUUGGUUUGGAAAUCGCAAAGAAUAUUGUUCUUGCAGGAAUUAAGGCACUCACAAUCCAUGAUACAGAAAAAUGCCAGCCAUGGGAUCUAGGAACCAACUUUUUUCUCUGCAAAAAUGAUGUUGUAAAUAUGAGAAACAGAGCUGAAGCUGUACUUCAACAUAUUGCAGAACUAAAUCCUUAUGUUCAUGUCACAGCAUCGUCUCUUCCUUUAAAUGAAACCACAGAUCUCUCUUUCUUAGAGAAAUACCAGUGUGUAGUCUUGACCGAGAGCAGACUUUCAUUACAGAAGAAGAUUAAUGACUUUUGUCGUUCUCAAUAUCCUCCAAUUAAGUUCAUCAGUGCAGAUGUACAUGGAAUUUGGUCACGGUUGUUUUGUGAUUUCGGCGAUGAAUUUGAAGUUUUAGAUACAACAGGAGAAGAACCAAAAGAAAUCUUUAUUUCAAACAUAACGCAAGCUAACCCUGGCAUUGUCACUUGCCUUGAAAACCAGCCUCACAAACUUGAGACGGGACAGUUAGUAACAUUUCGAGAAAUUAAUGGGAUGAGAGGGUUAAAUGGAUCUACGCAACAAAUAACUGUGUUAUCACCAUUUUCUUUUCAUAUUGGUGAUACAACAAAACUGGAACCAUACCUACAUGGAGGCAUAGCUGUCCAAGUUAAAACGUCUAAAGUUUUUCAUUUUGAAUCACUGGAGAGGCAAAUUAAACACGCAAAAUGCCUUAUUGCAGACUUCAGCAAACCUGAGGCACCGUUGGAGAUUCAUACAGCUAUGCUUGCCUUGGACCAGUUUCAGGAGAACUAUAGUCGCAAGCCAAAUAUUGGAUGCCAACAAGAUUCGGAAGAAAUGUUGAAAAUCGCAACAUCUAUAAGUGAAACACUGGAAGAAAAGCCUGAAGUAAAUGCUGAUGUUGUGAAUUGGCUCUCUUGGACUGCUCAAGGCUUUUUACCUCCACUUGCUGCAGCAGUUGGAGGUGUUGCCAGCCAGGAAGUAUUGAAAGCUGUGACAGGAAAAUUUUCUCCUUUGUGCCAAUGGUUAUAUAUUGAAGCAGCAGAUCUUGUCGAAUCAUUAGGCAAACCUGAACGUGAAGAAUUUCUCCCACGAGGAGAUAGGUACGAUGCUUUACGAGCCUGCAUUGGAGACUCUUUAUGUCAGAAACUACAAAAUUUGAACAUCUUUUUAGUAGGAUGUGGAGCCAUAGGCUGUGAAAUGUUAAAAAAUUUUGCUAUGCUUGGUGUUGGUACAGACAAAGAGAAAGGAAUGAUAACAAUAACAGACCCUGACUUGAUAGAAAAAUCCAAUUUAAAUAGGCAAUUCCUGUUUCGUCCUCAUCACAUACAGAAACCUAAAAGCUAUACUGCUGCUGAUGCAACGCUGAAAAUAAAUCCUCAGUUAAAGAUAGAUGCACAUUUGCAUAAAGUGUGUCCAGCUACUGAGACUAUUUACAGUGAUGAGUUCUAUACAAAACAGGAUAUCAUUAUUACAGCGUUAGACAAUGUGGAAGCUAGAAGAUAUGUAGACAGCCGUUGCUUAGCAAAUCUGCGACCUCUCUUAGAUUCUGGAACAAUGGGCACAAAGGGACAUACUGAAGUUAUUGUUCCUCAUUUGACUGAAUCUUAUAAUAGUCAUCGAGAUCCUCCUGAAGAGGAAAUACCAUUUUGUACUCUAAAGUCCUUUCCAGCUGCUAUUGAACAUACUAUACAGUGGGCCAGAGAUAAGUUUGAAAGUUCCUUUUCCCACAAACCUUCAUUGUUCAACAAAUUUUGGCAAAGCUAUCAUUCUGCAGAAGAAGUCUUACAGAAGAUACAAACUGGACACAGUUUAGAAGGCUGUUUUCAAGCUAUUAAGUUACUUAGCAGAAGACCUCGAAAUUGGUCCCAAUGUGUAGAAUUAGCAAGAUUAAAGUUUGAAAAAUACUUUAACCAUAAGGCUCUUCAGCUGCUUCACUGUUUCCCUCUGGAUACGCGAUUAAAAGAUGGCAGUUUGUUUUGGCAAUCACCAAAGAGACCUCCUUCCCCAAUAAAAUUUGAAUUAAAUGAACCUCUUCACUUAUCAUUAAUACUAAAUGCAAGCAAAAUAAUUGCUAACAGUUACCAGAUUUCAAUGUUAAAACAGGACUUAUCAGCAGAGGUCCUCUUGAAUAUUCUUUCUGAUGUAAAAAUUCAAGAAUUCAAACCAUCAAACAAGGUUGUGCAAACAGAUGAAACUGCACGGAAACCAGAUCAUGUUCCUAUUAGUAGUGAAGAUGAGAGGAAUGCUGUUUUCCAACUAGAAAAGGCUAUUUCAUCUAAUGAAGCUUCCAAAAGUGAUCUUCAGAUGGCAGUACUUUCAUUUGAAAAAGAUGAUGAUCGUAAUGGGCACAUAGAUUUCAUCACAGCUGCAUCCAAUCUACGUGCCAGGAUGUAUAGUAUUGAGCCAGCUAAUCGUUUGAAGACAAAGCGUAUAGCUGGUAAAAUUAUACCUGCUAUAGCAACAUCUACUGCUGCAGUGUCUGGCUUGGUUGCAUUAGAGAUGCUCAAAGUAGCUGGUGGCUAUCCAUAUGAAGCUUAUAAAAAUUGUUUCUUUAACUUAGCCAUUCCAAUUAUGGUGUUGACAGAGACAUCUGAAGUAAGAAAAACUGAAAUUAGAAAUGGUAUAUCAUUUACAAUUUGGGACAGAUGGAUUAUACAUGGCAAAGAAGAUUUCACCCUCUUGGAUUUCAUAAAUGCAGUUAAAGAAAAGUAUGGAAUUGAGCCAACAAUGGUGGUACAGGGAGUCAAGAUGCUUUAUGUUCCUGUCAUGCCUGGGCAUGCCAAAAGGUUAAAGUUAACAAUGCAUAAGCUUGUGAAACCUUCUACUGAAAAGAAAUAUGUGGAUCUUACUGUGUCAUUUGCCCCAGACACUGAUGGAGAUGAAGACUUACCUGGACCCCCAGUCAGAUACUACUUCAGUAAUGACACUGACUGACAGAAGUUUUAUUAG